GGAAAAGAAGCACUGAAUUCCACUAGGAUGUCUAUGAAAUGGAUUUCAGUUCUGCUGCUACAGCUGAGCUGUUACUUCAGCUCUGGAAGUUGUGGAAAUGUGCUAGUGUGGCCCACAGAAUAUAGCCACUGGAUCAAUAUAAAGACAAUCCUGGAUGAACUUAUCCAGAGAGGUCAUGAAGUGACUGUUCUGACAUCUUCAGCUUCCAUUCUUGUUGAUCCAAGCAAAUCAUCUACUAUUAAAUAUGAGAUUUAUCCUGUACAUUUACAGAGAAAGGAUUUUGAGGAUAUUUUCAGGAAAAUGAUUGACAUAUGGAUAUAUAAUUUGCCAAGAGAUACAUUUUGGGGAUACUUUUCACAAUUGCAAGAAACCUUGUGGGAAUAUUCUGACUGCCUUCAAAAGUUCUGUAAAGAUAUAAUUUUGAACAGGAAACUCAUGACAAAACUACAAGAAUCAAAGUUUGAUGUCAUUCUUGCAGAUGCCAUUGGACCCUGUGGUGAACUGCUGGCUGAGCUACUUAAAAUACCUUUUGUGUACAGUCUCCGCUUCUCUCCUGGCUAUAUAUUUGAAAAGUAUAGUGGAGGACUUCCUUUACCUCCGUCCUACGUGCCUAUUAUUAUGUCAGAAUUAAGUGGUCAAAUGACAUUCAUGGAGAGAGUAAAAAAUAUGAUAUAUGUGAUUUAUUUUGACUUUUGGUUCCAAUCAUUUAAUGAGAAGAGUUGGGAUCUGUUUUACAGCGAAGUACUAGGAAGACCCACUACAUUAUGUGAGUUAAUGGGAAAGGCUCAAAUAUGGCUCAUUCGAACCUACUGGGAUUUUGAAUUUCCUCGCCCACUCCUACCAAAUUUUGAAUUUGUUGGAGGACUCCACUGCAAACCUGCCAAACCCCUGCCUAAGGAAAUAGAAGAGUUUGUCCAGAGCUCUGGAGAAAAUGGUAUUGUGGUGUUUACUCUAGGGUCAAUGGUCAAUAACAUGCCAGAGGAAAGAGCCAAUGUGAUUGCAACAGCCCUUGCCCAGAUUCCACAAAAGGUUCUUUGGAGAUUUGAUGGCAAGAAACCAGACACCUUAGGGCCAAAUACUCGGCUAUAUAAGUGGAUCCCCCAGAAUGACCUUCUUGGUCAUCCAAAAACCAAAGUCUUUGUAACUCAUGGUGGAGCCAACGGCAUCUAUGAGGCAAUCCACCACGGGAUCCCCAUGGUGGGCAUUCCUUUGUUUGCGGAUCAACCUGAUAACAUUGCUUACAUGAAGGCCAAGGGAGCAGCUGUCAGUCUGGAUUUCCACACACUGUCUAGUACAGAUUUGGUCAAUGCAUUGAGGAUGGUCAUUAAUGACACUUCAUACAAAGAGAAUGCUAUGAAAUUAUCAAGAAUUCACCACGAUCAGCCUGUAAAGCCCUUGGAUCGAGCAGUCUUCUGGAUCGAGUUUGUCAUGCGCCACAAAGGAGCCAAACACCUCAGGCCAGCCUCCCACAACCUGACCUGGUUCCAGUACCACUCUUUGGAUGUGAUUGGGUUCCUGCUGGCCUGUGUGGCAACUGCUCUAUUUGUCACCACACAGUGUUGUUUGUUUUGUUACCAGAAGUUUGCAAAAAUAGGGAAGAAGGAAAAAAAGGAGUAAUUGUAUCUGGGGCCUCAAGCUGGUAUGCCUCAUAGAUGGGACUCCUCCAGUUUAUUCCAGAAAGAAGUUGUGAUGUAAGAUUCCCUUCAUCCUGUGACAAAAUGACUUCACAACUUAGCUUCUCAGAUGAAAAUCUGCUUUUAAGGGAUUUACUACCUGUUUAAGAGUUAGAAAUAUGUCAUGCCCACAGAAAAACUGGCAAAAAAUAAAUAAAAUAAAAAUAAGACUGUA
Molecule: messenger RNA, 1848 nt
Organism: Zalophus californianus (California sea lion)
Lineage: Eukaryota; Metazoa; Chordata; Mammalia; Carnivora; Otariidae
Gene: UGT2B4
Product: UDP glucuronosyltransferase family 2 member B4
Exons: 6
Coding region: 28-1617 (529 amino acids)
Molecular function (GO): UDP-glycosyltransferase activity
Source: RefSeq, a predicted model, not a curated record